Aspergillus melleus is the source of this 804-nucleotide messenger RNA. RefSeq lists its product as uncharacterized. Gene Ontology annotation, molecular function: flavin adenine dinucleotide binding; oxidoreductase activity. Lineage: Eukaryota; Fungi; Ascomycota; Eurotiomycetes; Eurotiales; Aspergillaceae. The transcript has 2 exons. The record is from RefSeq and is a predicted model, not a curated record. Bases 1 to 804 code for a protein of 267 amino acids.
AUGAAGACCCCUACUCUGGCAAUCACGGCCGCCCUCAUGGUCGAUGCGAUUGCGGCUUCAUCCUUUGACUUCGAGAGUCACCCACUGCAGGCAGGCGAUCUGCAGCAUCUGAGGGAGGCGGAGGCGGCCAUCUUUCGUCCGGAUCAGAACGCGACCGGAAUAUCAAGUUGCAAGGUCUUUCCUGGCGAUCACAAUUGGCCAGGAACGCGAGCUUGGGAUUUGUUGGACCAACUGACGGACGGGGGUCUCAUUGCCUCUGUGCCGCGGGCCUCAUCCUGUUAUAAUGGGCCAAGAUACGAUGCGACUGACUGCAAGUCUUUAACAGACCAAUGGACCGACUCGUAUUUCCACAACAAUGACCCCAUUGAGAUGCUCUCGCCCGUUUAUCAGGGUCUAACCUGUCAGCCGACCACGGACCCUACAGACAACUGCACGCUGGGCGGAUAUCCAGCCUACGCGGUCAACGUGUCCAGCGUGGCGGACAUCCAGCUGGCCAUUAACUUUGCCCGCCACACAGGAGUGCGCCUGGUUGUCAAGAAUACCGGCCAUGAUUUUUCGGGGAAGUCUGGCGGUGCCGGCGCGCUGAGCAUCUGGACACACCACCUCAAGGGGGUUGAACAUAUCCCCAGGUAUAGCGCUCCGGGGACAAGUUGGACUGGGGCGGCCUUUCGUGUGGGAGCCGGUGUACAGGCCUACGAGCUGUACAAGACGGCCGAUGAGCACAAGCUGAUGGUUGUGGGUGGCGAAGGACAGGUAAGCUUCUGCGUGAUACCGAAAUAUCUAACAAAACUGCUAAUCAUGUGA